Cotesia congregata is the source of this 810-nucleotide messenger RNA. The record is from the annotation of a GenBank genome assembly. NCBI's taxonomy places the organism in Eukaryota, Metazoa, Arthropoda, Insecta, Hymenoptera, Braconidae.
AUUUUUCCUUGUGGUUUUAUUGCAGCGUCAAAUAAUAAGAAUAGAAAAAUAACAGGAAUAUAUUUGUCUUCUCUAAUGGAAGUGAUAUAUUGGUGAAUUUUUUAGAUUUUUAAAAUGCCACAUCAAUAUAAAUUGACGUACUUUAACGUAAUGGGGCUCGGUGAACCUAUAAGGUUUCUUUUGAGCUAUGGAGGUCAUCAAUUUCAAGACUUCCGGGUCGAUCGUCUGAAUGAAUGGCCAAAAAUGAAACCAGACACACCGUUCGGGCAAUUACCUAUUCUAGAAAUUGAUGGUAAGCCUUACUGUCAAUCAGUGCCUAUUUGCCGCUAUUUGGCUAAACAGAUGGAUUUAAUUGGUGAAACAGACUUGGAUGCUCUGCAAAUUGAUUCGAUUGUCGAGGCGCUAUACGAAUUGAGAAAACACGUUGCGUUGUUCUAUCGAGAAUCUAAUCCUGAGAUAAAAGCUACGAGGAAAGAAGAAGUAUUGACCAAAACUUUGCCGUUUUAUUUGAACAAAUUGGAAAGUUGCGCCGAUAAUGGUUACUUUGUAAACGGAAAGUUGAGCUACGCAGAUAUAUUUUUCGCUGCGAUUCAUGACUCUCUUGUAAAUGCUUGUGGAGUAGAAAUAACCAAGGAGCAUCCGAACUUGAAGAAAAUUCGUGAAAACGUCUUGUAUAUUCCGAAAAUUAAGGAAUGGGUUGACAAGCGCCCUCAGUUAGAGUUCUAAAACACUUUUUUAUGCAAUAUUGCAAUUUUUGAACCAUUAUAAUAAAAAUAUCUUUAAAAAAGUCAUUUUUUUCAUUAAUGAAAU